Messenger RNA from Xenia sp. Carnegie-2017, 1244 nucleotides. RefSeq lists its product as uncharacterized. The transcript has 2 exons. NCBI's taxonomy places the organism in Eukaryota, Metazoa, Cnidaria, Anthozoa, Malacalcyonacea, Xeniidae. The record is from RefSeq and is a predicted model, not a curated record. The coding region runs from base 50 to 1060 and encodes 336 amino acids.
CAUACGUUCGUUUGGACUGUCCUCUUGUGAGAGCACCGAAGGCGAAGUUAUGGGUCCAACUGAAAGUGUGGAAUAUGAUGAGUUUGAACAUGAUAUACUUGAUCAGUCAAAUGACGAUAGUGAUUUGAAAGAAAUUGAUGAAAAGAGAAAAAAGAGAUCUGGCCGUAAGUCUACUUGGAACCCUGAUGAUGUAAAUGAUUUAAUUGACAUCGUUGUGAACAGUGAUUAUUACAAAAGAAAACUUAUAUUCACAAAUACAAAGUGCCAACGAAAUAGUGAGAUUUAUGGGGAAAUUUUAAGAGAACUGAAAAAGAGAGCUUUAGCAAGAGGUAGCGAGUUUAAGUUCAGUUUAAAGCAGUUACGUACAAAAUUCAAGAAAUGUGUUAGUGACUGUAAGCAUGCUGCGCUUACAAUUAAAAAUGCAUCUGGAAUCAAACGUUUUCAAGAGAGUCGUGGUCUUGGGGACUGGUUUAAAGCAUUGUAUCCUGUAGUAAAGACCAGAGAUUCUUGUAAUCCAGGUCUGGCCAUAGAGCCAGAUACUUUUGGAGCAUCGCCAAGUCCAUCUAAUUCUGAAGCUUUAGAUGAUGAUGAAACGUUAAGAUCUUUGGAAGAAAAAGAUGAUGGUAGGCUUUUUGUUCCUAUUAAAAAAACGAAAAGAUGCAAUACAAAGCAGAAGCUUGAGGAUGCUGUGGUGGAAGUAGUAGGACUCAUUAAAGAAACCAUACGCAAUGAUUCAUCAAAAGAAAUGCUUAACUUCUUGCGAGAAGAGAUGGACAAAUCACGGGAACAUGAAUUGAAACUGAUUCAGCUGUUGAACACAUGUGGUGAUAAUUGCCAACAGCAGUCAAGCAAAUCAAAUCCUCUCUCUGGUAAUAUACACAGUUUUGACAAUGGACAAAUGGUUGCAAACUACAGCCAGUACCAUGGCACAUAUGAUUCAAACACAUUUAGUCAACAAGGAUUUCCUCUGCAACCAGUUGCAUCUUUCACACAAUCAAGUUUCACACCAUGUACAUCAGCUCAAGGUUAUUAUGAUAGAAAGAUAUAUGAGAAAUUAUAAUUAUAUAACUAUUACUCAUUGCUUAAAAAAUGGUUUAGACAAAGUUGAUUAGCAUUGAGACUUUCAUCAGUUCAGAUUAUUUGUAGUUUGUUGUAUACUUUUUGUAUAUGGCAAUGGCAUUUUAGUUGAAGAGCUUCAUAAGGAACACCAAAUACUUUGAACUAUUAUACAGUUAAUUUUGUUG